This is a messenger RNA of Cyphellophora europaea CBS 101466, 1101 nucleotides long. RefSeq lists its product as uncharacterized. Bases 1 to 1101 code for a protein of 366 amino acids. The transcript has 2 exons. Lineage: Eukaryota; Fungi; Ascomycota; Eurotiomycetes; Chaetothyriales; Cyphellophoraceae. Gene Ontology annotation, molecular function: hydrolase activity. The record is from RefSeq and is a predicted model, not a curated record.
AUGUCUGAUCCCGAAAUCGCGACCAAGGCGCCCGAGUCCGAUGCAAUGGAAGACCAAACUACAUCACAACCUCCCACUACACAACCCACAGCCACAACCUCAGAGACAACAACCCAGCCUUCCGCUGUUUCGUCCACGGAUAGCACCGCGCAAAGCGGCCCAACAAUGGGCGCCCACUGCACGUCCGAUCGGCCUGCUCCAAUCAACACGCCGUCCUCUGGCGAAAUCACAAAACUAGCCAACAUCGACACCUACAUCUCCAAACCAGCAGACUACCCGUCCACGCCCGCCAAACUGGCUCUGCUCCUCACAGGCGGUACCGGCAUACACUCUAUCAACAAUCAGCUUCAAGCCGACCGCUACGCCGCCGCCGGCUACCUAGUCGUCAUGCCGGAUCAGUUUGACGGUGACCCGGCUCCGAACAGCACCAACCGCGUCACCUCGCCCACCACCGCUACCACCUUCGCCGAAGCGGCCGACGUCGAAGCUCAAACGCCUGCCUCAUCCAGCUUGCUCGACCGCAUCAAGCUGGGCUUCGCAGACACGGCCAAGUCGUUCGUGCUCGACAUGUGGCUUGCCCGGCAGACGCCCGAGAAGGUCCUGCCACGCCUGCUGAAAGUGCUGGCUGCGGCGCGGGAGGAGUACGCGGACGCGGUCGCACACGGCGGCGGCAUCUACGCCAUAGGCUACUGCUUUGGUGCCAGAUACGUCAUGAUUCUCGCUAGCGAGGAUCCGGCCGCACACCCUGCUAUUGCGCCGCCGGCGGCGGCAGGCACCGCUACGGGCAUCGCGUCUGCGUUUCCGAGCCCGUUGAUCAAGGUGGGCGCCGUGGCGCACGGCACGCUGGUGACACGAGAGGACGUGCGCGGCGUCGAGGUCCCGAUGUGCGUGGUUGCGGUGGAAAACGACAGUCUGUUCCCGGAGGAGGUGCUGGAGGCGGGGCGCAAGGCAUGGGCGGCUUCGGCCGUGGAGUGCAGAGUGGAGGUGUUUGGUGGGGUGCCGCAUGGCUUUGCGGUCCUCGGCGAAUAUGAGGACGCCGGCAUCAUGGAGAGCCAGGAACGAGCAUUUGAAAUGAUGAGGGGGUGGUUGGACGAACACUAA